Pistacia vera is the source of this 1827-nucleotide messenger RNA. RefSeq names its product acetylornithine deacetylase. Bases 310 to 1623 code for a protein of 437 amino acids. NCBI's taxonomy places the organism in Eukaryota, Viridiplantae, Streptophyta, Magnoliopsida, Sapindales, Anacardiaceae. The transcript is spliced from 10 exons. The record is from RefSeq and is a predicted model, not a curated record. Gene Ontology annotation, molecular function: hydrolase activity.
ACUACCUGCGGCUCUCGAAUCCACUCGUAACCUCAACCAAACGAAUCCACUGCAGCGUAAAUCUUGUUCAAUUCUCUGAUAUUCUUGAAAACCAUUUUUCUAAAUAUUCUAAAAACCCGUCAAAUCAAAUCGGGCUUAAACCCUGAAACCCAUCACCCUCGAAUCCAUUCCUUUCCAAUCCGUUAAUAGCAAAAACAUAGUAGACUUUAUUCGAAGUAAAAACUACCUGCGACUCUCGAAUCCACUUGUAAUCCUCAACCAAACCAAUCCAUUGUAGCGUAAAUCUUGUUCAAUUCUCUGACUCUGCCAAUGGCUUCCCAACAAGUUAAAGAAAGUCUGGGCACUCUGAACAAGGACUCCUUCGUUGCUCUCCUCACCAACCUCAUUGGAGAGUCCAAGUUCGUCCAAAACAACCCACCGGAUUUGAUCCCAGAAGAGGACAGAGUGGUAAAGCAUGUGCUAGAUGUUCUUCUUCCCUACAGCACCACUAAUGGAGGAGGACCCUUGCUUAUUAACCACGUGACGUAUUUUCCCGGUAGAGGAAAUCUUAUUGUGGAGUAUCCUGGAACCGAGCCCGGAAAGAUCUUGUCUUUUGUUGGCAUGCACAUGGAUGUUGUCACUGCUAAUCCUAACGAUUGGGAAUUUGAUCCUUUUACAUUGAGCAUUGAUGGGGAAAAACUUCGCGGCCGUGGCACUACUGAUUGUUUGGGACAUGUUGCCCUAGUGACUGAGCUAAUGAGGAGGUUGGGGGAGACCAAGCCGAAAUUGAAGUCGACUGUGGUGGCGGUCUUCAUAGCUAAUGAAGAGAAUUCUGCCAUAACAGGGGUGGGUGUGGAUGCACUCGUGAAAGAUGGGCUUCUCGAUAAGCUGAAGGGAGGUCCUCUUUACUGGAUUGACACAGCAGAUAAACAACCUUGCAUUGGUACUGGAGGUAUUAUACCUUGGAAACUUCAUGUGACUGGGAAGCUUUUUCACAGUGGUCUACCACAUAAGGCUAUAAAUCCUUUGGAGCUGACCAUGGAGGCUCUUAAAGAAAUCCAAACACGAUUUUACAGAGACUUUCCACCUCACCCAGAGGAGCAGGUCUAUGGAUUUGCAACACCAUCAACCAUGAAACCAACCCAAUGGAAUUAUCCAGGAGGUGGUAUCAAUCAAAUUCCUUUUGAGUGUACAGUAUCAGGAGAUGUCAGGUUGACUCCUUUCUACAAUGUAAAAGAUGUGACGGAGAAACUACAAGAAUAUGUGGAUGACAUAAACAAGAACAUAGAGAAGCUGGAUACAAGGGGACCAGUUUCAAAAUAUGCUCUACAUGAUGAAAACAUUAGAGGAAGCCUUACAUUAACUUUUGACGAGGCAAAUGCUGGAGUUGCUUGUAAUCUUGAUUCUAGGGGCUUUCAUGUGCUCUGCAAGGCAACUGAAGAGGCAGUUGGACAUGUAAAACCUUAUUCAAUCACUGGGAGUUUGCCACUCAUUCGAGAACUGCAAGAUGAAGGCUUUGAUGUUCAAACUGCAGGCUAUGGUUUAAUGGCAACAUACCAUGCCAAGAACGAGUAUUGUCUUCUAUCUGAUAUGGGUCAAGGUUACCAGGUUUUUGUCAGCAUCAUCUCCCAACUAGAAGAUUGACGCAAUGAAAUGAAAAUAGCCGGUGAUGUUACAACCAUAUUACAGCCCAUAAACAUGUUUUCUACAAACAUAAAAGAUCAGAUAUAUAACUGAUGAUGUGAAACCAAGUUUCCGGCUUAAUAAAAUUUUGGUUGUUAUUUAUGAUCUGCAAUUGUUAAUGUAGUUUGUCUUGAUCUUUUUCAACACAUUGAAACAGUGGAUUAA